Messenger RNA from Poecilia latipinna (sailfin molly), 2548 nucleotides. RefSeq names its product potassium inwardly rectifying channel subfamily J member 11 (gene kcnj11). NCBI's taxonomy places the organism in Eukaryota, Metazoa, Chordata, Actinopteri, Cyprinodontiformes, Poeciliidae. The record is from RefSeq and is a predicted model, not a curated record. The transcript has a single exon. Gene Ontology annotation, cellular component: plasma membrane. Gene Ontology annotation, biological process: potassium ion import across plasma membrane; regulation of monoatomic ion transmembrane transport. The coding region runs from base 1148 to 2308 and encodes 386 amino acids. Gene Ontology annotation, molecular function: ATP-activated inward rectifier potassium channel activity.
GCCAUGUGACCCACAUCAAAAUACUCCACCUGUUACAGGUCGGGUUCCAAUAUUUUUUGCACCACUGGUAAUUUUGAAAAAAAAAAAAAAUGUAUUAACUAGAGAUUUUUUUCCUCCACUAAAAUAUUUACCAGAUUAAUGAUGAAUUUAGUUUAAGGUUGUUUUUCUUUUUUAUUCACGCUGAAUGCCAAUAAUGUGACCGGCUCGAUGUAAGAUGCCACCAUGUGCUGUUGGUUCUCAGGGUUGUUUAUAAAGAAACCCUUGAAACAUUGUGACGUGUGGUUUAUUUGGGUUGAGUAAAGAUAACUAAUGGAUGUUAGUAGUUAACGCAUGUAUUUUUUAUAUGUGAUUUAACCAGCUGCUAGUUGCAUCUCUCUUGGAUUCUCGUCUCCUCCUGCGCUUGCGUUCCUCCGUUGUAGCAGAAGGAAAAGUGGGCGUGUUGUUGCCUUUGAGGCAGCAGCAGAGGCAGGCGGAGGUGACUGGAAAGGAUAUAUUUGACAAGCCGUGGCUUUGCGUAAGGGUUUGUUUGGGGUGAGUAAAGAAAGUCAACUCCUUUUUUAACUGCAACGUGUCCUUUGAGUACAAACAGCGUUUUAAAAAAACAAUUUAAAAAAAAAAUCACCGAUAGACUAAAACGGAGGGUGGGGGAGGGACUGCUUCUCCUCGCUCCAUCUCACAUUACCGAGCUAUAGUGGAGUGGCGAGGUCAGCACAGCUCCAGCUGCGACACGUGAACCUGCCUCCAAAUCCAAAUGUGAUCAAACGCCUCACACCCCUGCGUCGCAACUUUAUUCCUCCCCCAGAAGCCCCUUUUUUACGUACGAGGCCACGACCACGAGAGCGCAGCUGCGCGUGUAGCCGAGUGGACUCAGGAUGAGGCUGGGCGGCGUGGCCCAGCUACGUCCAGCCAGUCGGUCGGUGUUGUGAGUGGCAGCGGCAGCUGUGGAACGUGGAGGAAGAAAAUCCUCUCAUGGGACUUCCCGGUCCUGAAGCGCCUGAUCCGGAGGCAACGUGAGGUAGCGUGCGAGCCUCCAGAACACGGAGCGGAUACCAGCGGGUUCCGACUGGGAAAGACGAACCCGUCUUUGAGCCGAGCGCACAGAGGACCCCCGGACCUGAGGGCUGUGGGUACAUAGCAUGGGAGUGCAAUGUUGUCCAGGAAGGGACUCAUUCCUGAGGAUUACUUGCUGACACGACUAGCUGAGGAUGUUCUGCAGCCGACGUUCAAGGCCAAACAAGGGAAGGCUCGGUUUGUGGGAAAAAAUGGCACCUGCAACGUCGCGCACACCAACAUCCGAGAGCAGGGUCGGUUCUUACAGGACGUGUUCACGACGCUAGUGGAUUUAAAAUGGCUCCACACUCUCAUCAUUUUCACCAUGUCCUUCCUAUGCAGCUGGCUCCUGUUCGGGAUGAUCUGGUGGCUUGUGGCUUUUGCGCACGGAGACCUGGGUGAGACGGGGGAUGAUUUUGUCCCGUGCGUAACGGACAUCCACUCCUUCUCCUCCGCCUUCCUCUUCUCCAUAGAAGUCCAGGUGACCAUCGGCUUCGGGGGUCGGAUGAUCACGGAGGAGUGCGUCUCGGCCAUCAUCAUCCUCAUAGUGCAGAACAUCGUGGGACUGGUCAUCAACGCCAUCAUGCUGGGCUGCAUCUUCAUGAAAACUGCGCAGGCCCACCGGCGCGCGGAGACGCUCAUCUUCAGCAAGCACGCAGUCAUCUCCCUCCGAAACAGCAAGCUGUGUUUUAUGAUCCGCAUCGGGGACCUGAGGAAAAGCAUGAUCAUCAGCGCCACUGUGCGGAUGCAGGUGGUGAGGAGGAGCACCACAGAGGAGGGAGAGGUGGUGCCCCUUGACCAGAUCGACAUCCACAUGGAUAACCCGGUGGGGACCAACGGCGUCUUCCUGGUGUCCCCCCUCAUCAUCUGCCAUGUCAUCGACAAGUCCAGCCCCCUGUACGAGCUUUCACCGAACGACCUGCAGCACCAGGACCUGGAGGUGAUCGUGGUGCUGGAGGGGGUGGUGGAGACCACCGGCAUCACCACGCAGGCCAGGACUUCCUACGUGUCGGAGGAGAUCCUGUGGGGCCAGCGCUUCGUGCCGACGGUGUCCGAAGACGACGGCAUGUACGCAGUGGACUACUCCAAGUUUGGAAACACCGUCAAGGUACCGACGCCGUGCUGCAGCGCCAAGAAGCUGGAAGAGGCCGGUGGCGUCGCGCGGUUCAAGCUGAACGAGGGCGUCACCAUGCGGCCGUCCGUGAGAAGGCGGAGGGGGGCCGCGAUGGUGCGCAGGUCCAGGAUGGAGAACAAGUGAGGCGUUCUGCUUAAAACUGAGCCGCUUCACUUUCAGUAUCAUAAAUAAAAAAUCAUAUUUAUUUUACAUUUGCGCGCACAUGCACACAUAAACCUGUGUUUACCUCAGGAUCAGAGAGACAAAGCACUGAAAUAAUUCUGACUGUUGGAAUAGUUCAGAAUUUCAAACUUGGCGUUCUGUGAAAAGGUUACAAGUAGUAAAUGACCUAUUUAUCUUUAAUAAAUGAUCCUCAGUCCCUCC